This is a messenger RNA of Daldinia decipiens, 1827 nucleotides long. RefSeq lists its product as uncharacterized. Lineage: Eukaryota; Fungi; Ascomycota; Sordariomycetes; Xylariales; Hypoxylaceae. The record is from RefSeq and is a predicted model, not a curated record. The transcript has 2 exons. Bases 288 to 1523 code for a protein of 411 amino acids.
UCUUCAUUCUUCAUUCUUCAUUCUAUCAUCACAAGUUGCCGUUAAAACAACCCUUAAGUUUUCAUAUGAAAUCCAACCGUACAAUGAAUGUAUAAUAGCAAUACGAUUCUUCCAUGAAUUAUUUGACCCCAAAAGACCCGAGACAAAUUUCUAUCAAUAAUGGAAAGCCUACCGUCUAAAAAUCUUAGGUCCCUCAUUCGUAUAGAGGGGCUACGCUACGCUGCGCCAAUGUAACAUUAAUGAGGAUAUCUUGAGGGUUCAUUGACGAAUUAUUUGUCUGAUUGAUCAUGGCACCACCACCGGCUACCCCCACACCGCAUCGGUUCCUAGUGCCGAAGAGGUCGCAGUCUAGGAAUGAGACACCUAAACCAUACCAGAGCGGCGGACAGCAGUUCCAUGCCACGCCGCGGUUCUCACUUUAUUCGACACCUAGAGGACAGGGGGCAGGAGGCGAAGGCUCAUCGCUUCGCCCGUCUUCCAGUAUUCCCACACCCGCUCCCGCUCCCGCUCCCGCUUCCGCUUCCGCUUCCGCUAGGAUCGGAGCCGGGACUUACUAUCGGCCCACUCCACGCACUACUGAUCCUAUCAACGAUAUCUUUGAUAGCUCUCCACCUUUCCCUGGAGAGCAGCAACCGAGCGGCGGUAGUGGCGGUAAUCAUCGCGAUCCCAUCGAAGUUCUUGACGUAGACGUAGAUGUAGACACAGACGUCGACGCUGUGCCGGAGUCCUCACCGGUGCGAGAAUUCGGCGACACCCAUGACGAAAGUAGCGAAGACGAGGAAGAUAUACCAAGCCGGUCUUCCAAGCGCCGACGCAUUUCCAUAUCCUCUUCCGACUUCAGCAGUAAUACCCACGACUCUGCACAGCACGAGAUCGAUGAUGAAAAUGACAGUAACUGCGAUUAUGAUAACGACAACAACGAAAAUGAGGACACCAUCAUGCUGGAGUAUCCACCAUCGUCCUCGCCCACUCAUGACCAGGCAGAUUCCGAUACUCCAGAACCCUCUCUUCCCAGACCCUCUACCUCCGCCCAGCAACCCACCUUCCAGAAAGCACCACGUUUCAAACCCAUCGAAGCGCCGGAAGGCGGGAUCCGCUACGGGGAUCCGCUCCCCGAUGCCUUCUCGCCGCGCCGCCGGGGCGCGAAGUACAUACCCGGCGGCCUGGCGGCCUCGGUGCGCGACUGGUUCGUCGACGUAUGGGCCGGCGCGGCGCAGAAGCGCGACGGGGAGGGGGAGUGGAUUGCUCGGAUCUUGGUGGAUGGGGUACAAGGGUCAGCGGGCAUGACGCUGGUUACCGGGCGGUACGUUGUGUGGGAGGAUGGCGAGCCGAGCGUGGCCGAUGAAAGGGAUGCGAGAAAUGCGAGGGUCGUGCUUGCGGGGAGUCAGAGGCUGGUGGGGCUGGAAAGGGGGCUGGAGGCGCGGCCUGGCUCGGUGGUGGGUGUAGGCAGACCGAAUUGGGAGGUCGUGGUCCCGGGACAGGGGCGCUGGGGUGUGGUUUGUGAGUGGGCUGUUUUGAGGUGAGGUUUUGGGGACUUGGGUUAAGGUGUGAUCUAUGUGCUGGGGUCAGAACUUCUGUGAAGACGAUAUGAUACUAUUGAAUCCGGCUAGGUACCAUUUCAUGGUGGUUGUCCUAUGGUGACGGCGGGAUGUUACGUUGUGAUUGUAUCGUAGAUUCAGUAGCUAUAUGUAAGUGAAUAGGUACGUAGGCAUAUUCCAUCCCGUAGGCCAUGAAAUAAGCUAGUUAGAAAGGGUUAAGCUAUCACGUCUUUGUUCUACUAGUAGCAAUGUGCUGAAGGGGAAUGACUUCCUAUCACUUACUUACUCG